Messenger RNA from Dendroctonus ponderosae (mountain pine beetle), 1596 nucleotides. Its product is annotated as putative zinc metalloproteinase C607.06c. Bases 230 to 1552 code for a protein of 440 amino acids. The record is from RefSeq and is a predicted model, not a curated record. The transcript is spliced from 6 exons. Lineage: Eukaryota; Metazoa; Arthropoda; Insecta; Coleoptera; Curculionidae.
CGGGUUUCUCGCCUAAUUUAGUCGCUCUGGCAACAGCGGUUUUAACGCCGCUCUUCGUCAUCCAUCCAGUUGGCCGGUUUAGUGUUCCUGGUGCAUCUAGGGGGGCUGCGCAAUCAGCAGCAGCACACUCAGUGACUACCAUGGUAAACGCAGUCAAACCCUCUCAAGGUCGCAAAACGACUCGAGCUGCAAGUUAGAACCGCUGGCGCCAUCUGCCGGCGUAGCCCCAAUGACGCCCAAGCGUUCCCCUAACUGCCCACACCAGCUGCAAGUGCUCAACUUCCAGCCCACAGAUGUCACCCCCUGUGCCAUCGUGCGUCUAUUGGGGUUGACGAGUCCCUCUCGCUCGCUCUCAUGCCCCGACCCUGAGUUCAUCACACUCACUCUCAAGGGAACGUCGCGCCAGCUGCCGGCACGCAGGCGAUUUAAGGCGCUUUUGGAGGUGGCGGAGGGCCGCAAUGACGUCAUCCUGCAGUUCGGCUGCCGCCGACUGGAGGUUCGGUUGGACCACGUGCCUCCAAACUCACUUUUCACUGUGCUGCCCCUGUAUGUGAUCUGUGCGGGCCACAGUGGGGAGUUUCAGGCCCCCCCAACGGAGAACUGCGACCCGCAGAGCGCCUGCCGCCGCAUCCACCUCGCCUCCAAACUCCUCCAGACCUUCACUGCCGAAAAACUGCAGGAAACCGGCUUGGGCCGCCGCACCUUCACCCUGGAGGACCGCUGCCACGUCUUCCGCUCCGCCCUCCCUGCAGAGGAGGCGCGCCGCAUGUCGCAGGAGGCGCUCUGGACCCGAAUCGGCCGCGACAUCAUGCGCUCUCCUCUUCGCUCUCAGCGCCGCAAGUAUCUGGCGUUUCUCUCCUGCACACGCUACGACGGCCUCCGGUUCACCUCCGAGCUGACAACCCAUGAGGACGCCCUCAAAAUCACCGAAGCCUACGUGGCGUUGGGAGGAGGAGGGCUGGCGCUGUUCGGCUCCGCCUCCCUCCACUCCUGGCCCGAGGCCUUUGAGGAAAUCGCCCCCCGCUUCCUGGACGCCACGCCCAUCGACCCGCGCCAUCUGCUGGACGACAGCUGCUACCGCGGAACGCUGGGCGCCAGUUUCUCCACCACUUUGGGCGCAGUUCUGCACGAGUUGUUCCACUGUUUCGACUUGGGGCACUCGAGAGGGGGGGUAAUGGGGCGGGGCUUCGACCAGAUCAGCCGCUUCUACGUCUGCGCGGACGAGGGGGAGGAGGCCGAGGGGGAUCGCACGCCCCUCGAGCGGAGCUGCGCAGUGCUGCUGGCUUACCAUCGGUGGUUGGGCGGGUCCGCAGGUGCUGCGCGGGAGGUCAGUUUGGUCUACGACGCGCAUAGCGGGGCGGUCAAGGCGACGGCAGGCAUUCGGGUGGUGGAAUUGAGGAGGAGGGAGGAUCAGCUGAUUGGGCGCAGCUGGACGUUCGAGGGGAGGGUGCUGCGCCACUUCUUCCAGCUGCCGCCAGAGGCGCGGCUGGCGCCGUUCCUGCUGGUGGUGGAGGACAAUUGCGGCAACAUUCUCAAGCAGGAGGCGCAGUGACUCUGCAAGAACUGACCAUGCAAAUAAAAGUAUUUUUUCAACAA